This is a messenger RNA of Monoraphidium neglectum, 1062 nucleotides long. RefSeq names its product nicotinate phosphoribosyltransferase. The transcript has 10 exons. Gene Ontology annotation, biological process: NAD+ biosynthetic process. The coding region runs from base 1 to 1062 and encodes 353 amino acids. Lineage: Eukaryota; Viridiplantae; Chlorophyta; Chlorophyceae; Sphaeropleales; Selenastraceae. The record is from RefSeq and is a predicted model, not a curated record. Gene Ontology annotation, molecular function: nicotinamide phosphoribosyltransferase activity.
AUGGCGCCCGCCUACACCAGAUACCCCUUCCCGCGCGACCUCUUCGCCAAGUUUGUGACUGAGAACGACGGCUACUUCCCAGUGAAGAUCCAGGCGCUGCCAGAGGGCAGCGCGAUCACCUCGGAGGACGAGUACGCGCCCCUCUGCACUUUCCUUGAGACUCUCCUCACGAUGGCCUGGUACCCCACGACGGUGGCCACCCUCAGCCGCCGCGCGCGGGACGCGAUCGCGGCGGCCUUCGAGGCGAGCGUGGAGGGCGGCGCGGCGAGCCCCCUGCUGGGCAGCCGGCUGCACGACUUCGGGUUCAGGGGGUGCACCACCCCCGAGCAGGCGGUGGUGGGCGGCUGCGCGCACCUCCUCAACUUUGAAGGGACUGACACCAUGUCAGCAGCCUACUACGCGCAGUUCCACCUCAACGGCGGCCGCCCUGUGGCCAACAGCAUCCCAGCCACUGAGCACAGCGUGAUGACGUCUUGGCCGGAUGAGGCGGCCGCAAUACUGAACAUGGUGGAGCACUUUGGGACCGGCCUGUUUGCGUGCGUCAUGGACAGCUAUGACUACGCGGCCGCCCUGAGCGAGGUGCUGCCCUCCAUCGCGGCGCGCAAGGUGGAGAAGGGCGGCUACAUGGUGUUGCGGCCGGACAGCGGCGACCCUGUUGAGGUGGUGCUCAUGGGCCUUCGCGCUGCUGAGAAGGUGUUCGGGGCUGACGUCAACUCGAAGGGCUUCAAAAUGAUAAGGGGGGCGGGCGUCAUCCAGGGCGAUGGCAUCGACAUCGUAACGCUGCAGGCCAUCCUUGAUGCAGUGCUGGAGGCUGGCUACAGCGCGGAAUGCGUCAACCGCGACACCAUGUCUUUCGCGACCAAGCUGGCGCACAUGGUUUACGCGGACGGCCGUCAGCGUGACGUCAUGAAGGCCCCCAAGACCGACAGCACCAAAUACAGCCUGCCAGGCGUCCUGGCCGUGAAGCGUGUUGGGGGCGUGCCAACCGUGUUCCCGGCAGAUGGCGGGGAGGUGGACCCAUCAGAAGACAUGCUCAAGGCGAGACCUCGCCGCUGUGCCUGA